UCGGAGGCGUAUCGUAUGCGCACUCGCUCCUCCAAUCAGCCAGUCGUUAGUGAUGGUUAGCUGUGAACGGGAGACGUCGAGAAAUGCGCCUUAGGCAUGUAACUCUGUCUCUCAGAGAUACCAGAAGGCCGCAGCAUGUUCGCUUACGGUUUCGAAAUCACAUAGACCUGUAAUAUGCCAGCGGCCAGUGCGAGUUCGCGGUAAAAAUCUGGCGUGAGCGACAUGGCGUCGGUGGUCGGCUCUGCCGAUAAGCCGCCCGCCUUGCAUGGUCACAGCUUCUUGAAGAAAACGUUCCACAAACUCACCAACUGCCAUCACUGCAGCGAAACGCUCUGGGGCCCCAUACAGCAAGGCUUCAGCUGCGAAGUAUGUCACUUCGUGGUGCACGAUCGCUGUCUCAAGGUUGUUGUAUCUCCUUGUUCGAGCAUUGCUGCAAGCCUAAUCAAGAACCCAGUAGCGCACUGUUGGUCGGAGCAGUUGAACACGAAGCGGAAAUUUUGCAACGUCUGUAGAAGGAAAUUAGACGACAGUUUAUCCAUCCAUUGUGAGAUCUGUGAAUAUUUCGUACAUACGGACUGCCAAGAUUUCGCUGUGCCCGACUGUAAAGAGAACGCUACCUACCUCCCAGGGAAACAGCUCAAUUUUGUACAACACCAACAUCAUUGGCGUGAGGGGAACUUACCAUCAAACUCCAAAUGUGCCAUGUGCAAGAAAAAUUGUUUCUACGCCGAUUUCCUUUCUGGUUUUCGAUGCGAAUGGUGCGGCGUGACUUGUCACGCCGCAUGUCACGUGAACAUGCCGACAGAGUGUACAUUUGGGGUGUUGGAACCAAUCUACCUACCUCCUCAUGCCGUGAGCAUACCUCGAACAGAGGUGCCUAUGGAAGCCAUUAUUGGGGUUCAAGUAAGAAGGAAAGACACCUUGUCUCGUGAGUAUUCCUGCCCGCGCAGCAUUUCAGAGGAGUUCAGCAGCGGAGACGCUGGUCGAUAUCGGGAACUGGAGGAAUACGCACAAUCUCACUCACAGGGCAAGGAGCGACAAGACAAGCAGAACAAGGACAGGGAGGAUAGGGAUGAAGAUAUCGUGAAGGUGUACGAUGGCAACAAUUCCUUCAAGAAGCGUAUAUUUCGGACUAUAUCGGUAGCAAAACAAGCUCCCUUGCAACAGGUACUCACACAGGCCCUAAGAGCAUUUCACAUUACGAAAGACCCGGACUCUUUUCAUCUCACCGACAUUUAUUCGACAGACGAGGAAGUUCUUCAAGAUCCUACGCCUGUUUUGAAUUUAACCAGGAAGGAAGGAAAGAGACCUGCUGUUUUUCUUCGGUUUAGAGAUCGGGAUAACGAUUCUGGAGAAGUGCGUGUGUAUCCUGGGAAGUUACAGGUAUCCAAGGCAUUCUGCACCGUGCCUGUGGAUUCGAAUUCAACUGUCAGAGACAUGAUCAAAGAGGCCCUCAAAAGGUUUGGUUUAGAGGCGUACAGUCCGGAUGAUUAUAGAUGCAGUGAGAAACUACUAGAUAGGGGAGUUACCGAAAGAGUUCUCUCUUCGAAUGAACGCCCUUGGGAAAUAAUGAAACAACUUGGUAAAGAUAGUAUUCGACAGAUGGAGUUGAUGAGGUUCUACUUACAACUGAAACAGGACCCUCAUGGACCAAACCUAGCACUUUUCGUUGGAAAUCUACCUCCUAGUUUGUCAGAACGGAAUUACGAAAAUAUUUUAACAGGUUAUUUGAGUAAAGAUGAUAUAUACACAAGUAUCGGACCUAUUUAUUACGAAUAUGGAUCUAUGGUCAUAACCUACAAUGAUUCCGAUAAGGCGGUACGUGCACUUUACACUCUGAGGGAAUCUAAGUUUGAAGACAAACAUUUACUUGUUAUGCUUUUGCCAAAUAUAGAACAUUCAAUGAUACCUCCAGGGGUACAACCUCUUCUGGUAUUCGUCAACGUCAAAUCGGGCGGGUGUCAAGGCCUAGAGUUAAUCACCAGUUUUAGGAAACUUCUGAAUCCAUAUCAAGUGUUUGACUUGGACAAUGGCGGUCCCCUGCCGGGGUUAUAUGUGUUCCGAAACAUUCAGAACUAUAAAAUACUCGUGUGUGGUGGCGAUGGUACGAUAGGAUGGGUGCUUCAGUGCUUGGAUAACGUAGGGCAGGAUUCCCAAUGUUCAUCUCCAGCUUGCGCCAUAGUACCGCUUGGAACAGGAAAUGACCUCGCGCGUGUGUUGCGCUGGGGUACAGGCUACAAUGGUGGCGAAGAUCCUCUGAACCUCCUACGGGACGUGAUAGACGCAGAAGAAAUUCGUCUGGACCGGUGGACAGUUGUCUUUCAUCCUGAGGAUAAGUCCGAUGAUGGAAUGAAGCAAGUGAAUUCCACUGGUAAGAAGAGGCAAAAACUCUCCAAAUUGAGACUCGUGACCAAUGAGCAAAUCAAAAGAGCAGUUAUAGCAAGCACUACCAGUGAGGACAACUCUCAAAUCUUCGUCAUGAACAACUAUUUUGGAAUUGGUAUCGAUGCUGACCUUUGCCUAGAUUUUCACAAUGCUAGAGAAGAAAAUCCGAACAAGUUCAACAGCAGACUUCAUAAUAAGAGUGUUUACGUGAGAAUGGGACUGAGAAAAAUGGUUGGACCGAAGAUGUGUAAGGAUCUGAGGAAAGAAAUGCGUUUGGAAGUUGAUGGAAGGCUAAUUGAACUACCUCAAAUUGAAGGGAUCAUUAUAUUGAAUAUUUUGAGCUGGGGCUCUGGUGCUAAUCCAUGGGGCCCUGAAAAAGAAGACAACUUCGUUAAACCCAACCAUUGGGAUGGUAUGCUAGAAAUUGUUGGUGUUACUGGAGUUGUCCAUUUAGGUCAAAUACAAUCGGGACUCAGAUCAGCAAUGAGGAUUGCUCAGGGAGGACACAUCAAAAUUCAUCUCAGCUCUGAAAUACCCGUCCAAGUGGACGGAGAACCAUGGGUACAAAGUCCCUGCGAUGUAGUGGUCUCAAAAUCAGCUUUAAAGGCGACCAUGUUGAAGAAAAGUAAAUUCAAAAGACGACCUACUGAACCGUUCAUAAUGCCCACAAAUGGGGAGGGGGGCAAAAGCACAGACGACCAAAGUUAAAAGACCUCAUUUUACACACCACUACAUCACAUUAAACUCGUAUUUCUUGACUAUCAUUGUUUUUCCUGUUCACCAGCAUGCAAAGAGCUUGACUUUACAUUUAUCUAACUGCUGGGUAGUUUUCGAAACUAGUAGAACUACAUUUAUAGACUAGAAACUGUCUAAAAAAUUUUAGUCGUAUUCUCUUUGGCUACUUUACAUUAUAUUUCUGACGUAUAUUAGUGUUAGUUCAAGGAAUGCGAAGGUUCUUCUUCUAAAUUACUGUCCAUAGAAUUAAUUUGUUGACCACUUUUGAAUCGAAUUUUAAUAUACCAGCACUUUUUCUAAAGGAAACCUCUUGUCUGAAAGUUUUUUAUCAUGAUGUACGAUUUAAGCUUACAUAAGCUGAAUUAUAAGUUUUAUCUUGUAUGAAAGGUUUCUUAUGAUGAAUAAUAGUUUAAUGUGAAUUGGUACAAUGAAAGCAAUAAGAAUAUAAAACAAGGUCGUUAUGAUUCAUAAAUGUAAUGCGCCCCUCCCUUAGGCCACCAUGUUGAAAAAGAUGAAGGGGAAGAUGAAGAGGCGUAACACCGAACCCACGAUGUUGGUAUCACCAGGGACGCAGUUGGCACCACUUCCCUCUAAUGACGGGGAAUCACCGACAGACCCAAACAAUACAACGUUUUAGCACAGAAGUGGUUUGUACCACACUUCUGUGGAGUCGAUUUCAUCGUUUUUUGCUUAAUAUAGAAGUUACUUUCUUUCUCAUCUUAUUACUUUACUUUUAAUGUUUAAUCACACAUAACUUUGCACAUUCGUAUACUGUAAUGAAUAUUACGUUGAGUAUGGUAUUUUACCAGAAUGGUGAAUAUAUAUUGACAUAUAUGUUGCGAUAUAUGUGUCAAUAUAUGUGGAUAACCAAGCCAAAUAUUGUUUGAAACUUUUUUCAAGAAGGCGAGUCAUGCCUUAGAUAUAUUUAGUUUUGUUCAAAUAUUUGUUAUUUUCUGAAUAGUUUUAAAAACACAUAGAAAUGACGUUACCUUCGGAGUGCCCUGCUGUACUCCUAAGUUUGUUGGUCAUUAAGUGACAUGUAUAAGACUAGUAUGUGUUUGAAACGCAUAUUCAGAUAUAAAGGUGAUAGUUGAAGAAGCUAUUGUUACAAUAGAAAGAUUGUGUGACUCAAGUGAAAUGCGUUUCAAAAUAUAUCAGUCUGUUGAAGGUUUGAGUAGACUAUGCUAGUCUCCUUUUCUCGGUUUACUUGAACGUACAGUUUCAGAAUUCAACAUCAAACAAAGAUAGUGGUGCUACGGAUGAUGAUUCUUAUCCGAGGUACUACCGCACCCUAGUGUUGAAUUCUGAAACUCCGAUCAAGUAGAAGCCGCAAUUCAAAGACGUUAGGCCUCUCUAUCCAGGAAGCGACCUCUAACGCCCAUAGGAAUCUGUCUCACCACAGGGGCUCAAUUUUUUCAUGGGUUUCGCAACCUGGAGCUUCUUUCAGAAGACCCAUGAUUAUAAUAUAGUGGGGGCGACAGAUUCCUCAAAUGAUAGCUACCAUUAUUUAGCUGUUAUCCUACAAAUUGGUGUGCUAUUUGUUUAUAAUUAUAUUUCCCGAAAAUUAUAAAAAAGAUAUACCACGGCAGAUUUUUAAUCUGCGACAGAUUUUUCCGAAUCUGUUUUUUUACCUGAAGAUGUUUUGAAUUCAAAUCGGUGAUAUUCUUGAAUCAACUGACAGGUCUCAAGAUGCAAGUUAUUGAGGAUAAGUUAUUGUAGGAUUUCUGAUUUGACAAACAUCUUUCUUACACAUAAAAUAUGAAAUAUAUGUAUAUGUGAUCAUAGAUAUAUUUAAAAUUGUGAAAUAUAGAAUUAUAAAUGUA
This is a messenger RNA of Harmonia axyridis, 4943 nucleotides long. Its product is annotated as diacylglycerol kinase theta. The transcript has 16 exons. Bases 223 to 3093 code for a protein of 956 amino acids. Lineage: Eukaryota; Metazoa; Arthropoda; Insecta; Coleoptera; Coccinellidae. The record is from RefSeq and is a predicted model, not a curated record. Gene Ontology annotation, molecular function: ATP-dependent diacylglycerol kinase activity; RNA binding. Gene Ontology annotation, biological process: intracellular signal transduction; diacylglycerol metabolic process; lipid phosphorylation.